UACGAGAUGAGCAGCAAAACGGUAAAAGGCCAUUAACAAACGCCUAAUGGCGCACUUGAGACACUCUGCAGCCAAAGGGGCGUGGUCGGUGGGCGGAGGGGCGUUAUAGGGUUUGGCCAAAACCUGAUAAUGCGAAUGGAUCUGCGGUGGAAGUCGCCUUAAAUGGCCAAGCGGGGAAAACUGAGUCCACUUUCUCCCCUUUCUCCGUUGUAAUUUGCUCAUUUGCGGCGCUCGGAAAUUGAAUGAUUAAAUAUUUAUCCAGUGCCCGGAAGAAUCACAUAACCCUCGGCAAUGUGUCGCGGUCAUAUACAAAAAUGGAGCGUCUAAUGCACAUGUGAAACGAUCAACCGAAGGGCCAUUAAUCAGCAUCCCCAAAGUGAGAGGCUAAAAGUGUAAAAAAACAAGCAACCGGCAACUAACAAGCAAACAACAGCCAUAACAAUUUGUCAAGUUCACAGCCACACACGAAAACACAAAGCAGGUGAAAAUCAAAAAAGGGCGGCAACCAAAAACGCGCGCGUUUUAAAACGCCCCAUAUCAGCGAACAAAGGAUUAUCGCGAUGGCGCGGACCACGGAACCAACGCUUGCUGCGGUGGAGCCUGCAAAAUGAAUUUAUGCCUGUGCAGUUUUCCAUCGAUUUUCGUCUUGCGCCACAACGGACUGGGGAUGAAACACCAAACACAUAAAACGGAUUUGAUAUUAAAAAAAUAUGCAGAAACAAGAAAAAAGGCGCGAGCUGCGCCUGAAGCGAUUCUGGCGCUCCCCCAAGACGACGUCCUCGGAGGACUCCACCGGCUAUGAGAGUCCAACGAGGACCAAGGCGUCCAGUGCCGGCGGCAGCAGCGAUGCCCAGCGCUUUAACCACCUGCACUACACCAGCCUCUCGCAGGGAUCGGGCACCUCGUCCUCGGCGGGCGGAGCCACUGCGUCCGGAGCGGGGCCGGCGCCUAUUGGGCCCUCCGGCAACAACAAGCCCUCCUGCUCGCUGCCACUGCUGCAGGUGUGGCCCAGCCAGCCGCUCCUGCGCCAGGAGGGCUUCGUUCAGUUGCGUCGUAACAGCGGCCCCGAGGGUCAGCGGGAUUCGCCGCGCGGCGAGGCGGAUGGCCAGUCCUUCGUGUUCCCCGCCAUCGUGGAGACGAGUGUCAGCAGUCCGGUGGCCGUGGAGGUGGCCAGCGGGAGCGGCAGUCUGGGGAGCACCAACCUGAGCCUCAACGCCAGGAGGAGCACCAACCACCUCAGCCUGUCCACCGACCGGCGGAGCUCCCUGUACUGUGAUACCCUGCACGCCGGCGACUCCGGCAUCGACUCGGUGCAGGCCUCGCCCUCGCCGAACGCCUUCAUAGCUCCGCCGGGGGUGCACAGCCUGCCGCUGGGCCAGACCGGCGGAGGCUCCUGCCACGUGUCGCCCACCAGCACGCCCACCCAGGGGUCCCCCAAUCUGUCCCUGGGCCGCCGGGGCAUGCGGAACAGCAUCUGCGUUGUGCCCAGUGGCAAUGGGCGACGGAAGUCAAGUGCCCUGCUGCAUCCGGACCACGCACGGCUCUUCGCCCUGCGGAUGAAGCACGCCGCCGCCCUGGAACGGGCGCAGACCUCGCCCGACCAGACCUCCAUCGAGGACGCCAACGAGUUCCACGACAACGGACUGGCCACCAAUCUGCGGCUGUGCUCGGCCUCCUCAUCGACGACGUCGUCGCUGACAUCCGUGGCCGCGGUCAGCCUGGGCGGCGCCGGGGGUCCGGGUGCGAACACCACCUGCGGCUCCUCCUCCGGCUCCGCCUACGCUGUGGGCGCGGCGGGCGUCCAGCAGCGCGUCUCCGAUCCCUGGCUGCAGCCGCAAUCGGACAGGGAACGGGACUCCCGGCACGAUGGCAGGCGCAGGUCCUCGACGAUGACCGCUCGCUACUCCCUGUUCGACGCCCUGGACCUGGAGUACGUGCUCUUGAGGGCCGCCGCCCGGGGUUCCGUGGGUCCCUACAGCCUCAGCGAGUCCAUACACAAGCUCACCUUCACCCAGUCGCUAGCUUUUCCGGCCCUGGCUCGCGGCCUGGCCACCAAGCGGAGGAGAUCGGCCACGCACACGAGCUCACGGCCGCUGAAUCCCCAUGAGUCCGGUCUGAAUACCUGCGCCAAGGUGGUCACCGCCGUCGUCCUGGUGGCCCUGUCCUUCAUGGUGUUCCUCAUCGUCUACAAGUUCGUGCGGACGUGAGGGUUGCUCCUGGCCCCGGCGCCAGAGCUCCCAGUCACAUAUCAGGCCAACUAUGGAGCGGAGGAGGGGUCUUCGGCGUCCUCCGUCAUCUCGUCGGCGGGCCGCAGUCUGGGGAAGCACAUGUCGGGGUUCAGGAGCAAACUGGGUCUGCGUCAGCCCGACUUUGAGUGAUCCUUGAGGAGAACGGUGGGACAGGCAUUGAAAAGCGCUGGUCAGCAACAUUUGUAGUACUUUAAAAGUUUCGAUGUUAUUGUUUCUUUUUAAAAAAGCAAAGGCGAAUUCCAUUAUGCGGAUAUUCCACGGGAUUGUUCGAAACAUUCAUCAGGGAAUUAUUUUAUCAUACUAUAUGAUUUUACGAGCGAUUUUUAAGUGCGACCCAGACAGCUCAAAUUUAAUGAGAAAAAUUGUAACAACCGAUAGGCACUUCUUGUACUCUAAGGGCUUGUGAAGAAAUUACUUCCCAAGAUGAUAAAGCCUAAAGUGACCAAGCAUUCUUAUCCAAACAAACUCUAAUGAGUGAGUUAAAUAAUGCCGUGAAAUAACCGCAUUAGAAAUGUUUAAACUGAGACAGACAAAUCUAAAAAAUAGGAGUUCGUUAAAUAAAACAUUUAUUUUUAAAUCUCAACAGCUAUUUUGUUUAAAUUUAAAUGACUUUAAAUGUGAAGGCUACGAAUUUAUCUAAUUUUUUUUGAGGACUUAACAUUUCUGAGCACUGAUUUCUCAAUGUCAUGUUUAGGUUCUACUUCGUAUCUGACAGUGUUAACAUGAAGUUAAAUGGUUCGGAAGGAUAAAUUGGUUUUCUUCAAGUCAUGUUCAUUUUAUGUACAACAAAUCUGUACAUACAGUCUCUCAUCACAAGAAUCAGUGGAAAAUACGGUUAGAAUAAGCUGAAGUUGUGACUACCGACAAACUUAACAAGAACGUUACCUCUUAUGAAGAGUUUAUUAUGAAAAAAAUUAUUUUAAUCGAAUUUCAGGGAGCUCUUUUUACAGUCACUUUAAUUUUAAUUACAACGUACAACUGAAAUCGAAACCAUUAUUGAGUACCAAAAAGUAGCUGACCGGUGCAAUUUUUGUGAUAAACUAUCAAUGAAGCAAAUUUCCACAAAAGAAAAAAACACAUACACAAAAGUGAAACAAAAAUGUAAGUUAAUGGAAUAACAAAUUAAAGGCUUAAACAUUUAGUAAAAACAGCUUCAAGAGGCUUGCCAGAGUUUCAUCAAAUUUAUAAUAUACUUAUGGAUAUGAAUAUUUUUUUAUAAAUAUAAAAAGUCGCUGCUCGCAUUUCCUAGGCUCCUAUUUAGCAAAGAUUUUUGGAAAAAAAUCGGAAUACAGUUUCAUUGUUUGCAGUUGAAGUGCCUAACUAAUUUUUUAAAAGUAUUAAAAAUUACAUUAGAAUUCUGCUUACUUUUGUUCUCUUCUUAAAAUCGAAUUUAGAAAUUGGCAGCUGCUUUAAAACUGAACUGUUUUUGCGCUGCAGUAGUCCAAAAAGAAUUUCCCAGUAGAUAAACUUUUUUGAAGGGAAUAUAUAUUUAGGUGGAGGAAUUGGGAGGAUUUGUACUGACGGGCAUUUAGUUUUGCAUCUUUAAUUUUGGUUGACACUAAUACGAUAAUUUCAAUCAGUCCUUGUUAGCUGAUAGAUUUUAACUUGAACGAAGAAACUAUCAUCCAAAGAAUAUGUUCUGUUACUUUAAGUUAUCUUUUAUUAAUUAAACAGAUUUGUAUUGUCUAAUAUCAGUAUCUUUCAAAGUGUUUAAUUCUGUUUAUAAAUACAAGGGAGCUCCUGUGUCAAUUGAAAAUGCAAAAGCAAUUUCUUAUCUUAUUAUCCAUGUUAACCAAUGCUUAGCCCAUCUCUUCAACAUUCCCCACAACCCCCAAAAUACCAUUUUAGUGUUGAAUUAUUGGCAUUAGUUUUAAGGGUCAGGAAUAUUGGCAGACGAUUAGAAGCCUACAAAUAAACAAAUAAUUUGUACUGACUUGUAAGACGACUAGAUGAUGGCGGAAUGAUAUGAUUAAAUGGAAAUCCAGGCAUAUUAAAUUAACAUAUUUAUGGUAGCUAUAUAUAGUUAUACAAGCAAAUAGAUAUGUAUAUGUAUACAGGCAUUAUAUAUAUGUAUAUGGGUGUUUAUAAAUGUAUACCUAAGCGGCUUAAAUGUGACAAAGCACUUGCUGAAAUACCAAUACAAACUCUCUACUCUUAACUUGCUGCCUUACUUUCCUCUAGUGAAAAUAGUUGAAACGAAAACAAGAUCGAUGAACAAAGUCCCGACUAACAAAUUCUUCAUAAAUUGCUGCCUUACUUUCCUAUACGAACUAAAAAGAAAAUCGAACAAAGACCUUUUGAAAGAAUCCUCUUUAACUCUCAGAGCUUUUUUCUAUUUCCUCUUCGAGCUUGGCCUACCAACCCAAAAAUAUGCAAAAACCAAAAACAUUUUAUAUAGAGUAAACAAAUAUAUACUAAAUGUAAUGUUAAAUAAUUGAUAUUAAUAUUAAAGCUGGCUAAAGGAUAAACAUUUUGUUGCAUAAGUAUAAGUUAUUCCUUCCUCUCUGUUUUGCAUAAAUAAUUUCAACAUUUGUCGAUGGCAUUCAUCAAUAUUUAUGCAUAGUUUUACGACCUUCUCUUUUUCGUUACGAUUGGUGUGCAACCAACUAUGGUUAAAUAAAAAAUGCAUAUUAAAUGUGACACAAACAGAAAUGAGAAGAAAUGAAAAACCAACUGUAACCGUAACUGAAGCAAGUUGAAACGUGCAACAAUAAAAGGAAGAAAUUUUCAAAUAAACCA
Drosophila suzukii is the source of this 4988-nucleotide messenger RNA. The record is from RefSeq and is a predicted model, not a curated record. Lineage: Eukaryota; Metazoa; Arthropoda; Insecta; Diptera; Drosophilidae.